CUUGGUCCGGGAGAGUCGCGCCGGCUGCCGGUCUGCGGGGAUUGCGGGGGAACGAGCUUGGAGGACGGCCCGGCCGAGCGGAUGCACCAUGCCUAAAAUACCAAAGGGGAAAAGUGUCGGACGGGAGAAAAAAGUCAUCCAUCCAUAUAGUAGAAAAGCAGCUCAAAUGACGAGAGAGGCCCACAAACAAGACAAAAAGGAAAAGUUGAAAAAUGAAAAGGCUUUGCGUCUCAAUCUUAUUGGUGAAAAACUUCAGUGGUUUCAAAAUCAUCUGGAUCCUCACAAAGCAGGAUAUUCAAAGAAAGAUGCCUGUGAAUUAAUUGAAAGGUAUUUGAAUCGCUUUGGCAGCGAACUGGAGCAGAUUGAAUUACAUAACAGCAUCAAAGACAGGCAGGGCCGCCGGCACUGCUCCCGGGAGACCGUCAUCAAGCAGACGAUGGAGCGGGAGCGGCAGCAGUUUGAAGGCUAUGGCCUUGAGAUUCCAGAUAUUAUUAAUGCAGAAAAUCUUAAAAUUUUUAGAGAAUGGGAUUUUGAUCUGAAGAAAUUACCAAACAUUAAAAUGAGAAAAAUCUGUGCUAAUGAUGCAGUUCGUAAGAAGUGCAAGAAGAAAACUGUUACUACACCUGCAGACAAAGAAUUAGGGGAAUUGAAACUAGAAGAUGAAUUGAGUGACUCAGAUGAGGAAAUGACAGCAGUGGAUUAAUUGUCUUUACUUGAGAUGAAAUAAUUUGAGGGCUUCAAAUUCAAUUUCAAAACUUGAAAUUGACUGGUAAAUGUCUAGAUUCUAGAAUUUU
Molecule: messenger RNA, 794 nt
Organism: Suncus etruscus (white-toothed pygmy shrew)
Lineage: Eukaryota; Metazoa; Chordata; Mammalia; Eulipotyphla; Soricidae
Gene: TMA16
Product: translation machinery associated 16 homolog
Exons: 7
Coding region: 89-703 (204 amino acids)
Cellular component (GO): nucleus
Source: RefSeq, a predicted model, not a curated record